Molecule: messenger RNA, 150 nt
Organism: Perkinsus marinus ATCC 50983
Lineage: Eukaryota; Perkinsozoa; Perkinsida; Perkinsidae
Exons: 1
Source: RefSeq, a predicted model, not a curated record
AUGUCCGAGGCCACGUGUGACGCCGAGCAUUUCGAGUCGUCUUUGGUCCGCAGUCGAUACAAGCUUGGUGCCCCUCUCGGUUCCCCUUCGCAAACUGAUUCCACAUCUGGCAAGGGCAGAAUCUAUUCUCUUGAGAGGGUUGAUGCCCCC